This is a messenger RNA of Chanos chanos (milkfish), 2069 nucleotides long. It is a transcript of the gene nup85, whose product is annotated as nucleoporin 85. The transcript is spliced from 19 exons. The record is from RefSeq and is a predicted model, not a curated record. The coding region runs from base 71 to 2032 and encodes 653 amino acids. Gene Ontology annotation, cellular component: nuclear pore outer ring. Gene Ontology annotation, biological process: positive regulation of DNA-templated transcription; protein import into nucleus; mRNA export from nucleus. Gene Ontology annotation, molecular function: structural constituent of nuclear pore. Lineage: Eukaryota; Metazoa; Chordata; Actinopteri; Gonorynchiformes; Chanidae.
GAUGAAUGUUUCUCCAGCAGAUCUUCUCUUCAGCUUAAAUACAUUUUAAAGAGUUGGUAAUUUCGGUGAAAUGGAGGAGGUAGAUGUGGAGCCGAAUAUCACUUUGAUCCCUGGAGUGGAUUUCAGACACAAACAUCUGGGAUUUGUGUGGGGCCCUGGAGAUAUCGUGGUCUAUGAGACAAACUACACAGAAAAAGGUGGAGGACCUGGAGGGUCUGGUCGGCCCGCCAUACAUGUGGUGAGAAAAGACGAGGAUAUAUACUCCCCAAUCUUACGCAAACUUUUCAAUGAGUCCCAUCACAUCUUUGUGGAUCUACAGAGGAUUAAAAAGGAUCUACCCAGCAAGAACAAGAAACCACAAUUUGUCAGCAUAAGCAAGAACUACAGGUCUGUGAUAAGGGCUUGUAUGGAAGAGCUCCAGCAGAUUGCAGUGUCAACGCAGGACGAUUCGUUAUCUACACAGUAUGGCAACCAGAUUUCCAUUUUGCUUGCUGUGGAGCUCAUUUGGAACCUGUGUGAGGUGCUUUUCAUUGAUGCCGCACCAGCCGGCACACUACUGCUUCACCUGCUGGACUGGGUGCGGCUGCAUAAGGUGGAUGUGGAUGUCAAAGCCAGGGAGAUUCUUCAGAGCGAUAGCCCCACAAAACAUCCAGCCUACUGGGAUCUGGUAAUCAGUUUUGUGCUCCAGGGAAGAAUGGACGAGGCCAGGCAGGUGUUAAUGAAGCAGGCAUCUUUACAGCCUGCUGCCAGACCCAUGUUUAGUCUUAUGGACAACCUGCUACACAAAAUGCCUAUAUUUAAUCCCGGCGGGACUCAGACGCUGACAGAGUUCGACGUUAAAUGGAGACACUGGCACGAGGAGUGCGAUCGCUGUCUCCAGGACAGCUCAUUCGCUAGCAACAGUCACCUAGAGACAAUCUGCAAGAUUCUGGUUGGGGAUGAAGACACGCUGCUGGAACAGAAGGAACUGUUGAGUACCUGGUACCAUUUCCUGGUAACCAGACUGCUCUAUACUCACCCCACGGUUAAACCCACUGAUCUUCAUCACUACGCCCAGUCGUGCAUGCACAUGUUUCUGGGCACACGGAAUGCUCUGGAACCCCUUGACAGCAUCUUACUGGCUGCUUUUGAGUUUGACCUUCACCAAGUCAUCAAAGACUGCAGCAUUGCUCUCAACAACUGGUGGUUUGUGGCCCAUUUGACAGACCUUUUGGACCACUGCAAAUUACUGCAGUCUCACAAUCUGCAUUUUGGUUCCAACCUGAGGGAGUUUUUGGUGCUAGAGUACGCCUCUGGACUCUUCACACAUCACAGUCUCUGGCAGCUGGCAGUGGAUUACUUUGACCACUGUCCUGAGUUUGGGCGUGUGUAUUUGGAGCUGCAAAUCGAGCGAGUGCCGUUAGACACGGAACGCAAAGCGCUCAAAGUACUGCGAAUCUGUGAGCAGCGACAAAUGACCGAACAAGUGCGGAGUAUCUGUAAGAUCAUGGCUAAGAGAGCUCUGAGGAACAGCCGGCUAGGUUCUGCUCUCUCCUGGAGUAUCAGAGCAAAAGACGCAGCGUUCGCAACACUCAUCUCAGAGAGGUUUCUGCAGGAUUACUGCACGCGAGGUUCCUUCUCCGACCUGGACCUCAUCGACAACCUGGGACCCGCCAUGCUACUCAGUGACAGACUCACUUUCUUAGGAAAGUACCGCGAGUUCCACAAGCUUUAUGGAGAGAAACAGUUCACUGAAGCGGCAAAACUUCUCCUGUCUCUGAUGACAGCCAAAAUCGCCCCCCGCAGUUUCUGGAUGACCCUGCUGACUGACGCCUUGCCUUUACUGGAACAGAAAGAGGUGAUCUUCUCAGCAGAGCAGACACAUGAGUUAAUGUUCUGUCUAGAGGAGCUGACCUCAGAGAAGUGCGACCCCAACCCUGAUCAACCAAUGCAGGAUGAAGAGGUGGAGUCCACAAAGAUUGAACUGUUGCGACUGGCGCUGGCCCGUAACCUAGCCAACGCCAUCGUGAAAGAAGGGACGGUGGAAGCCUGAAAAAAAAAGUCUCCUACAUUCUAAAAAUCUCCUUUUU